CGGCACUCAAGUACGAAUGGUACGAGUGGCUGAAUCCUCCUCUCCAGCCAAUCAGUUUGUAAGACUACCAGUACAGUAUAUUCAUUAACACAUCCACAUAGACAUGAAAUCAUUCCGUACCUGGCCUUAAACAGUCUGUCCAGUAACCAGCUGCUGGAUUUCCUGGUAUCAAGGCAUAUGAACAUAGAAAUUAAUCUCUCUGCUAGCUGAUCUAGGAACGUGGCCUUCCAAUAGGUACUUCUAGGGCAGCCACUCCAUUUUCCCCAGUAAGGUGGCUUAGUGCUACCUCCAGUGAGCAUCCUGCUGACCCUGAUCUCUCCCUGAUCUGGUCCUGGGCUCCAAAGCCCAUUAUCCUACUUGCUCCCUAGGUCUGGCUCCUUUGCUAGGGAACACUCAACACUUGCAUUCUACCUAGCCCUGGCCCCUCCCUGCAUGUGCUGAAGUCUUCCCAUUUGCUGGAACCACUGGCUGCUGUGACCUGUGUCCUAAUCCCAGUUGCUAGCACUUAGACCUCCAGAGGCACACGGUGUAGACAGUCUGCUCACUCUGGGGAAAAAAAAAUACAAGUUGGGUUAAGUAAGACAGCACAGACUGCAGAGAUAAUUCCUACUGAUCAGCAACAUUUUAAAACAUUACCACUUUCUUCACUUUUAUUUUUCCUUCAGUGUUCCCAUGUUUUUUUUUCUCCUAGUCCACUUUGACUCCUCACUCUCCUUUGGUGCUUCUCUUAAUAUACCCAUAUUAUAAACCCAUGAUAUAGCUCACACAUUCACAAAAGGAUCCAGAAAAGACUCUGUGAAAAGUUUUUUCACAUCCCUAACUGCUCUUUCCCCCAUUUGCUACCCUAAGGCAAAUGCCCCUACAGACAGGGAUACCUCUCAGUCUGUAGGCAUCCCGGAGCCCCUCUACCUCGCUCUGGGUCGAAGCCAGGCCCAGGGACCGUCUCCAGCCCUCAUAGAGCACCGUGGCCUGGACGGGCGGCACGAAAGGCUCUGAGGGAUCGGCAUCUCCCCGCAGUGGGCGGGCCGGCAUCACGCAUGCUCGCUGAGGGCCCCACCAAUAGCCUCGGCGUGGUUUAAAUUUGGCGCCUCGCUCGCUGAUUGGUCGGAUCCCGCAGCCAACACAUUCAGAGCAAGCGCGUUGGUCUCGCAGAAGCGACCAGUCAGCAAAAAGCUUCUUCCGACAAACGCACCGAUAGGUGGGGACGGUGGCGCUGUCCAAUGAGGGGGACCCUACUUGGCGGGAGGUUAUAAAAAUCCCGGGCGCGGCCUCUCCAGGCGCAUCGGUUCAGCAGUGGAGCGAGACGCCAUGUCCGGCCGCGGCAAGAGUGGCGGUAAGGCCCGUGCUAAGGCCAAGUCUCGCUCGUCCCGGGCUGGGCUGCAGUUCCCGGUAGGGCGCGUUCACCGACUGCUGCGGCGCGGGCACUACGCGGAGCGGGUGGGGGCUGGUGCGCCCGUGUAUCUGGCGGCCGUGCUCGAGUACCUGACCGCUGAGAUCCUGGAGCUCGCGGGCAACGCGGCGCGCGACAACAAGAAGACGCGCAUCAUCCCCCGUCACCUGCAGCUGGCGGUGCGCAACGACGAGGAGCUCAACAAGCUGUUAGGCGGCGUUACCAUCGCGCAGGGCGGCGUCCUGCCCAACAUCCAGGCUGUGCUGCUGCCCAAGAAGACCAGCAAGAAGGGCAGCGGGCAGCAGUCGCAGGAGUACUAGGCCGGCUCUCCCGGCACAACUCAAAGGCCCUUUUCAGGGCCACCCCAUUGCUCACCGGGAGAGCUGCGAUCCGCGGAGGAGGCGGGAGGAGGGAAGGGGACGAGAGGC
This is a messenger RNA of Vidua macroura (Pin-tailed whydah), 1818 nucleotides long. Its product is annotated as histone H2A. The transcript has a single exon. Gene Ontology annotation, cellular component: nucleosome. Gene Ontology annotation, molecular function: protein heterodimerization activity; structural constituent of chromatin; DNA binding. NCBI's taxonomy places the organism in Eukaryota, Metazoa, Chordata, Aves, Passeriformes, Viduidae. The record is from RefSeq and is a predicted model, not a curated record. The coding region runs from base 1309 to 1710 and encodes 133 amino acids.